AAAUUACCCAACAUACUCCUCGACCCAUUUGCCACUAACAAGGAAAGUCGAAGGCAAGCGGUAACGAGGUUUUGCAGCUCAAGAUUGUCUUAUUGCUUUUCUCUAAUAAUGUCUGUCAAAGCGGUUUGUGUCUUGGCUGGAGAAGUAAAGGGAACAAUUCACUUUGAACAGGAGGGUGAUAAAUGUAAAAUCACUGGUGAAGUAACUGGGCUGACAGAAGGAAAGCAUGGAUUCCAUAUCCAUCAGUUUGGUGAUUACACCAAUGGAUGCACCAGUGCUGGAUCUCAUUUCAACCCUUUCAAAAAGGACCAUGCUGGACCUGAAGAUGCUGACAGGCAUGUUGGUGAUCUCGGCAACAUUGUUGCUGGAGCAGAUAAAGUUGCAAAAGUUGACAUCACUGAUGGACAAGUCACUCUUCUUGGAGAGCAUUCUGUGAUUGGGCGAUCUGUUGUGGUUCAUGUUGGUGAAGAUGACCUUGGAAGAGGUGGCCAUGACGACAGCAAGACUACAGGACAUGCUGGAGGUCGCCUUGCCUGUGGAGUUAUAGGAAUUGCUAAGUAAUUUGUAUGUAAUGCAAGUCAAUUACAGUAUUAAGCAAACUCCUGUUAAAUAAGAAGCAAAAGUGAUAAUGUCGCCAUAUACAAACCAUGAUUGUUCAUAUGUAAGUAAAAAAUUGUUGAAAUAAAACAUUUUGUUUGAUAUA
Exaiptasia diaphana is the source of this 703-nucleotide messenger RNA. Its product is annotated as superoxide dismutase [Cu-Zn]. Lineage: Eukaryota; Metazoa; Cnidaria; Anthozoa; Actiniaria; Aiptasiidae. The record is from RefSeq and is a predicted model, not a curated record. Gene Ontology annotation, molecular function: superoxide dismutase activity; copper ion binding. The transcript is spliced from 5 exons. Gene Ontology annotation, biological process: removal of superoxide radicals. The coding region runs from base 109 to 561 and encodes 150 amino acids.